This is a messenger RNA of Gekko japonicus, 1527 nucleotides long. RefSeq names its product DSN1 homolog, MIS12 kinetochore complex component (gene DSN1). Gene Ontology annotation, cellular component: MIS12/MIND type complex. The record is from RefSeq and is a predicted model, not a curated record. NCBI's taxonomy places the organism in Eukaryota, Metazoa, Chordata, Lepidosauria, Squamata, Gekkonidae. Gene Ontology annotation, biological process: cell division; mitotic sister chromatid segregation. The coding region runs from base 386 to 1393 and encodes 335 amino acids. The transcript is spliced from 13 exons.
GCUUUCUUCGGGGGAGGGGUGUGGGGGAACGACCAUACGCCCCCCCCCACUGUCGGCGGUGGGGAGGAAGCGAGCGGGCCAAGGUUCUUUGCUGAAUAACUGUCCCGCCGUUGCGUCACCCGUUCUCACGUCCUUGCUGGAGUUAGAGGAGCUGCGUGUAUUGAGGCGGACAAGCGAUUUUGUGAACGUCCCCCUGAAGCUUCUCCCGCCUUUUCCCCAUUCUGUGCGGAAGUGAGCCUUCCAACGGAGCAAACUGAACAAGCAGUCUUCAAGAGCAGCCCUGCGCAGAGCAAGAAUUCAGAACUCCUCUCGGGAACCAAAGCCAAGCUUUGAAGAUGGAGCACAUGGUUCUGAAGCAUUAGAGGAUCCCCGCAGCCAGGAGGAAAUGGAAGCUGCGUGUUUUCCCAGCCCAAAGGGAACGGCUAGUUCCGGAGGUGAUGCUCAAGCUGACAGUAGGACCAGUCCCUCCGGGACGAGCAAGAAAAAACGUAGGCCUCCCACUCCCAAGAAGGCUGAGGAUUGUGGCCCCAGCCCGAAGAGAACUUCUCUCCAGAGACUGAAUCCUGACAUCGGGAAGGCUUCUACUUCAUUUGACGUUUCCUUGGGGCAGCUCCCCAGCCAGCGAGUCUCACGCCCGUCUUUGUGCCGCCGCAGUAUGAAACAGGAUCGCCGGACGUCUUUGCCGCCUCUACACGCAGACGUUACUGAACUGAGUAAAGCAAUCAGCCUGGACUUGCCGGAAAAGGACAGGAUGGCACAGCUUCUCCUCUCCAGUUUUCGGUAUGCUGCCCAGAAGUUUAAAGAUACCUUAAAGCACACCAAAGGGUUUAAUGCUGAAACCUUUGAACGGAAAGCGAACGAGAUUUCAGAAGAGCUGAGAUUUUGCACUAAGAGGCUGGACCUGGAUGGAACUCUUCAAAAAUGUUUUGAAGAACCCAAAGGUGAUUCAUCAGUUCCUGUUUUAAGCACAUCGCUGACUACCUUGAAGGAGAAUAUAGCCAGGCUCACAGAAGAGAAUCAAGCCUGGGAUCGAUUGCUUUGGUCUUACCAAAGAAGAGCUGAAGAAAUAUCAAGCCAACUGCAGCAAUGCAAGCUGAGAGUGGCACCAGAGGAGCCCGUUAGUUAUCUUGGAUCAUCGCAGGCCCACGUGCUCCAAGCCAAACCAGACUACCAGAAAAUACUGGACUCUCAAGGAACGCUCUUUGAAUCCAUGGAGCUAGUGCUGGAUGAAAUCCAUCAGGCUGUAAAUGUUUUUCAAGCCUUUAUGGAAGACGACACACAUCGUCUCCAGAAGUUAUCAGAGCAACUUGGAUCAAGAACUUUCCAGGGAUUGGAAAACUCUCCAGCCCGGAAACUGCUCAUGCUUCCCCAGGCACUGCCAUCUGUACCUUAAACUUCAGGUUGGCAGCUCUGUUCCUGAUUGGCUUCUGACACUGUUCCUGCAGUGUUUGUCCCUCUCUCUCUCCUGCCUCACUUGAACUAAAUGUCUGGAGCGAUGGCAUUCUUGUCCCACAUCUACAUCAUGGC